Molecule: messenger RNA, 1743 nt
Organism: Suillus paluster
Lineage: Eukaryota; Fungi; Basidiomycota; Agaricomycetes; Boletales; Suillaceae
Exons: 10
Coding region: 64-1689 (541 amino acids)
Biological process (GO): mRNA splicing, via spliceosome; spliceosomal tri-snRNP complex assembly
Cellular component (GO): U4/U6 x U5 tri-snRNP complex; U4 snRNP; precatalytic spliceosome
Source: RefSeq, a predicted model, not a curated record
CGCGCCUUCUCCUGAACCACCUCGUAAAUCUCGACCUGAAGAAUUUCGCGAACAGUUCUCCAGAUGAGUGGACUAGCCAAUGAACUCCUAGCCGACAUCGACGAUCUUUCAGACGGUGGCGCUGAGGACUAUGACGAGGCUAUUCCAUCAGCUGCGCCCUCCACGAGUAACACCACCAACGGACUGAAGAGAAAGGCUACCGAGGAUGCGGACAUGUCAGAGGGAGAGGGAGAUACUGAUGAAGAACAAGCUGAAGCAGACGGAGCCGCUGGAUUGGUCCUCGAAGGCGGUGUGAAACCCGCAGACGAACUCGAUGCAGAGGAUGUGCAGCAAAUGGACUUGGGUGGGAUUGAGGACGUGAGCUCUGUAGCGAAGCUAGAAGGCAGUAAACGCAUGUCAGACAUUUUAAAGGAAAUUGAGAAAUACCAAGCCAACCCCAGCACACCGGAAGCGAUGUCAUUACCUGCUCAUUUGAACCCGGAAUACACUCUCAUCGUGCAAGCAAACAAUUUGUCCGUGGAUGUAGACAAUGAAAUUCUCGUGGUACACAAGUUCAUACGCGACCAUUAUGCAGCGAAGUUUCCCGAGUUAGAACAGCUCGUACCGGACCCAGCACAGUAUGUCCGCGCAGUUCGCGUACUCGCCAACACAGCGGACCCUACGAAAGCUGAACUUGCAGGCGUUCUUCCGCCUGCCGUGGUUAUGAGUGUUCUCAUAACUGCAACAACGACAACCGGUCAAACACUCACGGACGCCCAGUGGGCUGCUGUUGAGAAAGCUUGUGACCUUGCAGACAAACUUGAGGAGGCACGUAAAAAGAUUUUCAUGUACGUCAGCUCAAGAAUGAAUGUUCUGGCACCAAAUCUUUCAGCAAUCGUUGGUACCACUACAGCUGCAAAAUUACUCGGUGUGGCAGGCGGCCUCGGUCCCCUCGCCAAAAUGCCGUCAUGUAAUGUCCAUCUGCUAGGCGCUCAGAAGAAACUCGCAUUAGGUUUCUCGACGUCCACUCAACGGCGGCACACCGGUUUCGUCUUCCAGUCUGAUUUGAUCCAGCAGACGCCAUCUGAAUACCAGCUUAAGGUUCAGCGAACAGUCGGAGCGAAAGCCGUUCUGGCUGCACGCAUGGAUCUCGAACGGACACGAAGAGACGGCUCGUAUGGUGAAGAGCUUCGAGAAAAAAUCGAAAAACGAAUCGAUCGGCUGGCUGCGCCACCACCUGCUAAAGUCACGAAGGCACUUCCUAUACCUAACGAUGGUCCGAAGAAACGCAGAGGUGGCAAGCGAGCACGCAAAGCAAAAGAAGCGUAUGCCCAGACGGAACUCCGCAAGCUGCAGAACCGAAUGGCAUUUGGUGAGGCUGAGGAGGAGGUCGGUGCGUUCGAUCAGACCAAGGGUCUGGGAAUGAUUGGAGUCGGCACGGGAAAAGUACGGGCGGGUAUGGGAGAGGCGAAGAGUCGUGCGAAACUCUCGAAGGCGAACAAAUUGCGCACUGCCGCACUUACGCGUGCUGCACAGAGCGGGUCGUCAACGUCCGGAACGGCAACAUCGCUGACGGUCACUCCGGUGCAAGGUUUCGAGCUAACAAAUCGUGCUGCCGCUGCUCAGCGAGUCAAGGAAGCGAAUGAGCGCUGGUUUGCGUCUGGGAAUUUCUCAUUUGUGGGGCAGAAAGGCACCAGCAGUAAGGUAUAGGGCUUGGCACUCACAUAUAUUUUUAUGCACAUAGUACGACUCGCAUACUCUCUU